GGCAAGAAGGGGAACCGUGGCAGCCCUGGCCCCGGGGGACAGAAGGGCUAUGGUGGUGCCCAGGGUCCGCCCGGAGCCGAGGGCUCGCAGGGAGCAGCUGGCCCAGCCGGCCCCAAAGGAGAGAAGGGGCAGGCAGGAGCCGAGGGCAGGAAGGGGAGUGUGGGACCGCGGGGACCCAAAGGUGCCCUGGGCGCUCGGGGUCUGCCGGGAUACCCCGGGGCUCAGGGCCCCAAGGGCUCGCCGGGCAUUCCCCCCGCCACG
Molecule: messenger RNA, 261 nt
Organism: Tauraco erythrolophus (red-crested turaco)
Lineage: Eukaryota; Metazoa; Chordata; Aves; Musophagiformes; Musophagidae
Source: RefSeq, a predicted model, not a curated record